Brugia pahangi is the source of this 243-nucleotide messenger RNA. The record is from the annotation of a GenBank genome assembly. Lineage: Eukaryota; Metazoa; Nematoda; Chromadorea; Rhabditida; Onchocercidae.
AUGUCCCUUCUUGUGAUCUCACGAAGAUCCACCGACUUAAACCUAAAAGUUGAAUUACAAGAAUCACCAGACCAGACGAGCUGCAACGUUGCAUAUGGUGACAAGAACCAAAUUCGCUUGCCUCCCUUUGAGAAAUUGAGACUUCCCGAUUGGAGCUACAGGGGAGUCGUAGAAAAGGGGAACGCAAUCCCCGAUGGGUUUUUUCCUGCAAUGACUGAUCUAACAGUUUCCAUCGCUGCAUAG